Acomys russatus (golden spiny mouse) is the source of this 1631-nucleotide messenger RNA. RefSeq lists its product as uncharacterized. The transcript has 4 exons. Bases 1 to 762 code for a protein of 253 amino acids. NCBI's taxonomy places the organism in Eukaryota, Metazoa, Chordata, Mammalia, Rodentia, Muridae. The record is from RefSeq and is a predicted model, not a curated record.
AUGGAUGAGACACCAGAGCUGCAAGAUGUCCAGCUGUCCAGUGUUGCGGAAGGAGACAAAGCAACAGGCAGCGGAGGGCUGCAGGACGCAGCUCCCUCUUCCUCCUCCUCCUCCUCCUCUCACUCCGCCUCCGCGCGCGCGGGGCGCCACCCUCGCCUUGACGUUGCUGGGGGCCGGCCCGGGUGCCCGCCGCGGGCUCCUUCGCCAACGCCGGGGGUGCGCGCCGCCGGCGGCCGUCCCGGGGCGCGCAACAAAGAGCCGCCUGCGCUCGCGCGCCCGGCCGGGUCUCCUCCACCCCCUCUUCCCCCGCGCUGCAGCCGGGGUCGCCCGCACCCCACCCGCGGCCCCGAGCCCCUCCGAGCGGGCGAUGGAAGAUGGAAGGAAGAAACGCCGCGGCAGAGCCGUUUGUUUGGGGUAACAAGGCAUCAUCAGCACAUUCCCAGAGUGUUGCCAAGGCAAAGUACGAAUUUUUAUUUGGGAAGUCAGAAGAGAAGACUCCAGAUCCUGGUGAUCAUGGAGGAAGCACUUUACUCCCACCGACUGUCACAAACGAGUUUCCAGAAUAUGGGGACCAUGGAAGAAGGAGGAGAUGGCCUAAGAGGCUCGUUAGACUUUGAUGCAGAGUCUCUGCCAUGCCGCUUGCCAGGGCAGCAGGCGGUCCACCUUCCUGCUGGACAGGACUCCGCGUUCAACAGUAUUAUAGAAGGACCAAAUGAUGCCCCUCAGUGUCACCCUCAGGAACAAAGUUUACAAACCUAUUGACUCUUUAAUUUCUGCUCUGAAAGCUACAGAAGCCAGAAUAGCUUCAGGAACAUUUCAGCCUACAAAGGUACUGGAGAAAGAUGCUAAUUUUUCAGUUCAGCAGGCGGAUAAAGGGCGGAGCACUGCCAGCCACAAGCCACAAAGAGCCCAUAGAACAUUCCCUGUCGGCCCAGGAAAAUCACCAGAUAUACCUCUUUCAGUGGACAUACCAACAGAGGAGAAUUUCUCUUUGCACAUCCGGGAGGAUCUGUCUGAACUCUUGCCUGAAGAGGCCGAGACACAGCUGUCCCAGAUAAGGAGUUACAGGAGGCAAGGACCUCUCCGUGUGCAGGGGCCAGCAAGUCCUGUGUCCUUGAGCUCAGCAGGAAGCCAUAACCCUGUGGACAGAGUUGGUGUUUUGAAAGAUCAGAGGUCUGACAUUGGAAGAGAGCACCCUAGAGGGUGUGAUCUGGGUGGCUUCAUGGGGCGCCAAGGCCGGGUCAAACAUGUAGAGUUUCAAGGAGUAGAGAUCAUGUGGGCCGGAGAGGAGGCGGAGGAGACCCAGCAUCCUGUAGGCUUUGAGACAUCACCAGAAAGGACAGCCCGUCACAUGAGCAAAGAGUUUGCCAAAGGUACAAGCCAUUGCAGCCCAGGUGAUGCUUUGUGCAGCAAUUCCGUUCACUUAACUGGGAACGUUUGGGAUGGAACCUGGAAAGCUCCUUCGGCAAGGUCUGGCACAAGCUUAGGGACCUUGUCCCCUGUGACCAUUGGUGACAGUGGAGAGGAUGAAGUCUUCCUGCGAGAAAGCAAAGAGCACCUUGAGGAGAACCUGGAUACACAGGGCGACAAAGAAAGGUGAGCGCUGGACUUGUCAUGCAGUGGGUGAUGCU